Messenger RNA from Carassius carassius (crucian carp), 2057 nucleotides. RefSeq names its product synaptotagmin XVIIIb (gene syt18b). The record is from RefSeq and is a predicted model, not a curated record. The transcript is spliced from 4 exons. Lineage: Eukaryota; Metazoa; Chordata; Actinopteri; Cypriniformes; Cyprinidae. The coding region runs from base 505 to 1659 and encodes 384 amino acids.
UGCCCUUUUAAUAGGAACAGUGUGGGACACAUGGCAUAGUUGUCCUUGAACUGUCUCCCAGUGGAGUGUCUCUUCUCACCAUCUCUGGCAUGUCCCGCCCCUGUCCUGAGCAGGACCACCCUCUAAACUCAUCUCAGUCUCUCACCAAGGGAGUCAGUGGAGAGGAUUACUACCCUGGACAUAAUCAAAAGACUGAUGUAGUAGAGGGAAUACCACAAGAGGAGAUGGGAUUUUGUUUUGAUUCUGAUUUGGAUUUUAAUUAUAUAGAAAUAUUCUUCAGACAACUUGAUCGAUGCUAUUACACAGUUGGUCUUGCUGCUUUGCUUUGGGAAACUGAUUGAGGUCCAUCUUUAGCAUUUUGACGAAAGAAAGACUCCAAACCAGUUGUGACUUCAAAGUUAGUGUCCAGUAUGAAAGAAACAAGUUCUUCAACCUAGAGCUGGAUACAGACGAGAGAUCCUGCUUUGACUAGUGGAGUUCAGCUUCACAGUUCUGAAGGUCAUUAUGCCUACUGAGGAGGAGGAGGAUAACUCACAACCUGUGUGGCAAUCCGUCCUGCUGUUUAGCUGUAAGGGAAUGAUCGAGGGAAUCAUUGUCCUCUUGUUUCUCUGGCUGCUGGUGCAGGUGCUCUUCACAAAACAGCAUGAAGUCCACUUGCAGAUUCUGCUGAGUGUCGGUUUGGUGGUCCUGUGUUUUUCCCUUAUCUUGGGCUGCAUCAUUUGUUGUUUAAAGACCAGACACAAACCACCCGAAGACAAAAAUACUGUAAGGACACCCCCUCCACCUGAUUCUGUGGAUCAUGUGACUGUGGCUUUGAGUUCUGCCCCUUUAUCUGGAACCACAUUUAACAAAUUGCAGUGCGAGGAGCCGGAAGGAUCCGUUCAAGACUAUCCGUCUGUUGUCGAGAGCUCUACACCAUCAGAUGAAGAGUUGACGGUUGUCUCUGAGGGUAACAAGUCAUGCUUCCAAAUGAGACGACUAAGUUCAGCAUCAGUCUCCUCUUCUCUAUUCAAGCCCAUGGCAAGUGGCCGCUCCUCUCUCCCCUCUUUCCCAAGACUUAGUCUUCUCACAAAGACCCGGAAGGUUCUGGAACGUCAAUGCACUGUGGCUGGAGAUAGUUACUUAUUUAGUGAACACAGAAGGUUCACUAUUCCCAACCCACGAUCACCUGGUGUCCUUUCUCCACUUCAAACCCAAGGUCUACUACAGGACGAAUCUUUAAUUCCUAAUUAUGGUUCAUAUUCUUGCAGUGAGACCUCAGAUCCCUUCUUGCACUUUACCCUGACCUUUUCUUCAACACAGAACACACUCACUGUAUCCAUAGUGGGUAUAACCGGUGCAGUCCAUCGUCUAGAAGAAGUGACUGUCCAGGCCAAGCUGCCCCCACUUCGUCCUGGACCUCUGGAAAUAUCUGCCCAGGAUUACAACCUUAGCUCUGGAAUCUAUAAAAAUAACUUGGUGAUCAAUGUUGGAUCUCUAGAAGGGCUUAAGGGUUGCAUGCUCAGACUGGCUAUCUUCAUGCAGGAUAAUCCAAAGAGAUCCCUAUUUGAGGAGCUGGAAGUUUGCUGUGGUAGUCUGGACUGGACACCAGACAGGCCACUUAGAUGCGUUAGAGAAUUAAGGCAAGUCAUGGUCAAGUCCAAGAAGGACACUUCAUAGCUCUUGCUAUGUGACUAUACUUUCCUAAACAUUAACCCAAACAUUUCAAAGACCUACACCUCGUGUUUUCUUUCAAAGGACAAGAGUGGUUAAUUUUUUAUUCAACAUGCUCAACUUUAAUUUGGAUAUGGACAUUGAUAUCCCUCAUGUAAUAUGACCUCCCAAGAAUCAGAAAGAGGUCACAAGGUCUUUGGUCAGCUCUUCAUCUUGUUGCAGUACCAAAUUGGCUGAAAGUCCUCAUCCUGAAAGCAGACAAUCUUACCAACCAGACUCCAGAUGCUGGCUCCCCUCUCCUCUUCAAAUGGACCCUUCCGAAUAUUCCAAAUCUGGGUCACAAAGCUCAACCUGCCUUGCAAGGAAUGUUCCAUCACUGCAGCCCAGGGGAAAUUUGUCCCGUU